AUGUGUGAAGAAAAAGCGAAUGAACAGCUUAUGCUCCUAAAAUGGCUAGAGUAUCAGAAAUGGGAGGUUAAUGAUACGAAUGUCAGUUUGGGCGAUCGGUUUUCGAAGAUGAGAGGCGACAUUGAAAGAUCAUUACUUUAUAAGGUGCUGCGUAAAAUGCCCAAGGGCGCCGCUUUGCAUGUCCACGACAUAGGCUUGACCAGUGUUGAUUUUAUUGUAAAAUGUCUAACCUACUAUCAGAACUUGUGGGUAUGUGUUGCUCAUAACAAGGAAUUGCACGAGUUUCAAUUUUCACAAAAAUUUUUAAACGAGACAAACGCUACCGAUAUGUGCACUUGGUAUCCGAUUAAAGAAUGGCGUAGAAUGCACGGGGCAAAAGUGGUCGAUGCAAAAAUAAGAGAUAAUCUAAUCAUAACUACGACUGAUCAUAAAUUGGUCGCAGCACGAUUGAAGGGAAUUAAAAGUUUAUUAAAAGGCUUAAUAACAUAUGCUCCCGUUUGGGAGUUAUAUUUUGAACAAGCGUUCAAAGAGUUCAUCGAAGACGGAGUGCAAUAUAUAGAAAUCCGUACCAUUUUGCCCAGACUAUAUAAUUUGACUGGGCACAGUUUGCCGCAUUUGGAAACGUUAGCUGCUUUAAAAAGAGCAUCGGAAACAGUUGCAUUUUAUAAUGCUUCGUUUGUCGGUACAAAAAUCAUUUAUACACCGUCACGUAACGUCAAUGAUAACGAAGUAGAAAUGCUCUUGAGCGACGCACUAAUCUUAAAGUUAGUGUUCAAGGAUUACGUGGCUGGUUUGGAUUUGAUCUCUGACGAUUAUUUUUCUAAGCCCUUGCGCGAUUUCAGUCAACGUUUAAUAUAUAUGCAAGACAGUAUGGACUUUUAUUUUACGGUCGAUGACGUCUACGCUAAUCAGUUAGACAAUGAUGAAAAUUUGAUUGACGCUUAUUUGCUGGGCAGUAAACGUUUGCCAUUCAGUUAUCCUUUAAUGCAACAUCCGUACAUAUUAAGGCAAAUACAUCGUUUAAAUAUCGGUCUGGUCAUAAAUCCUAUAUCAAUCGAGUACAUGCAAAAUUUGGGCAAUUCACGAUUUCAUCCCGCCAGUAUAUUAUUUACUUUUAACUUGCCUUUAAUUAUCAGUUCUGAUUAUCCCGGAUUGUGGCAAGCCAGUCCCAUAACGCAUGAUUUUUAUCUAACAUUUAUGAAGAUUGCUCCGCGCGAAUCUGAUUUGAGAGUUCUCAAGCAAUUAGCACGUAAUUCGAUAGUACAUAGCGCUAAGAGCGAAGCGGAAAGAGAUGUAGCUCUACGCGUUUGGGAGAUAAUGUGGUCUAAAUGGAUAUGUGAACUUAAGAAUAUGAACUUGUAA
This is a messenger RNA of Glossina fuscipes, 1362 nucleotides long. Its product is annotated as adenosine deaminase 2-A-like. NCBI's taxonomy places the organism in Eukaryota, Metazoa, Arthropoda, Insecta, Diptera, Glossinidae. The coding region runs from base 1 to 1362 and encodes 453 amino acids. Gene Ontology annotation, molecular function: adenosine deaminase activity. The transcript has 2 exons. Gene Ontology annotation, biological process: inosine biosynthetic process; adenosine catabolic process. The record is from RefSeq and is a predicted model, not a curated record.